This is a messenger RNA of Phycodurus eques (leafy seadragon), 4070 nucleotides long. RefSeq names its product sulfotransferase family 2, cytosolic sulfotransferase 3 (gene sult2st3). The record is from RefSeq and is a predicted model, not a curated record. The coding region runs from base 440 to 1345 and encodes 301 amino acids. Gene Ontology annotation, biological process: sulfation. Gene Ontology annotation, molecular function: sulfotransferase activity. NCBI's taxonomy places the organism in Eukaryota, Metazoa, Chordata, Actinopteri, Syngnathiformes, Syngnathidae. Gene Ontology annotation, cellular component: cytoplasm. The transcript has 6 exons.
UGGCGUCUUGGAACGUACUUUGAAUUUCAAUGGCAGGUGAACGUGUUGUUUUAUCAAUGUUAGAUACGCUCGACGCACCACAAAACUAUAAUUCGCACAGUUUAAGCGUGAAGUUUUUAUUUACGUGUUGGAAAGUGACAUCCACUAGUCCCGUGGAAGUGAGAAAGUUCGGAAGUGGUGUGCUUACUUCUGGUACCCUCGGAAAUGUGCCUAUUUCAAAUCGGGCGUCUUCUUCUUGUCUCCUUUUGGACAUUGGGUGGUGAUAUUAACUUUUAGGGCUUUCCCGACCCAACGGUAAAUAUGAAAAAGAUUGGACGCUGUCGAAUAUAUCUUUCUGGUUGCUCCAACUUCGUAAAUUUGAAACACAUAUUCCAGUGUACGUGAAUGUCUCAGCGGAUCCGCCUGGCUCUUCGCCUCGGUAGCGUGAAGGACAAACACAAUGCUUACACAGGACCUUUAUUUUAUGUACCAUGGAUGUAUGCUGCCAAAUGAAACCCACUCCCAAGAAAGCCUGACAUUUUUUGCACAGGACUUCACGUUUAAAGACGACGACGCCAUUGCCGUCACGUACCCAAAGUCAGGUACAAUCUGGAUGCAAGAGCUCCUCCCGCUGGUGCUGAGUGGGGGGGACUUGACGCCCAUUCAAACCAUUCCCAACUGGGAUAGAGUUCCCUGGCUGGAGGAGAAAAGAUUAAAAGUAGUUGUGGAUCAAUUGUCUUCUCCACGAGCGCUGGUCACACAUUUUCCUUAUCAACUCAUGCCACAGUCCUUCUUCUCCUCAAAAGCCAAGGUGAUCUAUGUAAUGAGGAACCCCAAGGAUGUCAUUGUGUCUUCCUAUUACUUCCACCAGAUGGCCACUUUCCUUGAAGACCCUGGAACCUGGGAUGAAUUUAUGGACAAAUUCCUGGAAGGCAGAGUGAUGUUUGGCAAAUGGACCGACCAUGUCAAGAGUUGGAGGCACACAGAGCUGGGAGACAGAAUCAUGUAUAUCACAUAUGAGCAAAUGAUUCAGGACCUUCCUGCAGCUGUGCGUCUUAUUUCCGAUUUCCUGGGGAAGAACCUGAGUGACAAAAUCAUUGAGAAAAUAGCCUACCACUGUUCUUUCAACUCCAUGCAGGCCAACAUCAUGUCUAACUUCAGUUUGGUCCCCAAAGUAUACAUGGACUCUGACAAGUCUCAGUUCCUUAGGAAAGGUGUUGUUGGGGACUGGAGAAAACAUUUUAGCUCCGAGCAACUGGUCCACUUCUCCUCUGCCAUUUACAAGGAGCUGGAGGGCGAGCGCUUCACUCUGCCAUGGAGCCUGGAUGGCGCAACGGAUGUAGCAAAUGUGGUUGCACAAGUUUAAAUGCCACAGCUGAAGUUUCAAAGUUAGGUUAUUUCAUACUCAAAUACAACCCUAAUUCCAAUGAAGUUGGGACGUUGUGUUAAACAUUAAUAAAAACAGAAUACAAUGAUUUGCAAGUCAUGUUGAACCUAUAUUUAAUUGAAUACACUACAAAGACAAGAUAUUUAAUGUUCAAACUGACAAAUGUGAUUGUUUUUAGCAAAUAAUCAUUAACUUAGAAUUUUAUGGCUGCAACACGUUCCAAAGAAGCUGGGACAAGUGGCAAAAAAGACUGAAAAAGUUGAGGAAUGCUCACUGUACUGCAUCAAAAACCGAUAUCAAUGUGUAAAGGAUAUUACCACAUGGGCUCAGGAACACUUCAGAAAACCAUUGUCAGUUAACACAGUUCAUUGCUACAUCCACAAAUGCAAGUUAAAACUCUCCCAUGCAAAGCAAAAGCCAUUUAUCAACAACACCCAGAAAUGCAGCCAGCUUCUUUGGGCCCAAGCCCAUCUGAGAUAGACUGACGCAAAGUGGAAAAGUGUUCUGUGGUCCGACGAGUCCACAUUUCAAAUUUAUUUUGGAAAUUGUGGACGUCAUGUCCUCUGGGCCAAAGAGGAAAAGACCCAUCCGGACUGUUAUGGACGCAAAGUUCAAAAGGCAGCAUCUGUGAUGGUAUGGGGCUGUGUUAGUGCCAAUGGCAUGGGUAACUUAGACAUCUGUGAAGGCACCAUUAAUGCUGAAAGGUACAUACAGGUUUUGGAGAAACCUAUGCUGCCAUCCAAGCAACGUCUUUUUAAUGCACGCCCCUGCUUAUUUCAGCAAGACAAUGUCAAACCACAUUCUGUACGUGUUACAACAGCGUGGCUUCGUAGUAAAAGAGUGCAGGUACUAGAGUAGCCUGCCUGCAGUUCAGACCUGACUCCCAUUGAAAAUAUGUGGCGCAUUAUGAAGCGUAAAAUACGACAACGGAGACCCCGGACUGUUGACCAGCUGAAGCUGUACAUCAAGCAAGAAUGGUAAAGAAUUCCACCUACAAAGCGUCAACAGUUAGUGUCCUCAGUUCCCAAACGUUUAUUGAUUGUUGUUAAAAGAAAAGGUGUUGUAACACAGUGGUAAACAUGACCCUGUCCCAGAUUUUUGGGAAUGUGUUGCAGCAAUAAAAUUCUAAGUUAAUGAUUAUUUGCUAAAAACAGUGAAGUUUAUCAGUUUGAACAUUAAAUAUCUUGUCUUUGUAGCGUAUUCAAUUAAAUAUAGGUUGAACAUGGUUUUCUAAUCAUUGUAUUCUGUUUUUAUUUGUUUAAGACAACGUCCCAACUUCAUUGGAAUUGGCGUUGUAUUAUACACAAGACUUAACCCGCCUUUCCCCUGUUGACUAAUCUAGUUUGCAUUGUCCCCACUACCUGAAUUUAGUAUGAUGCUGGGACGUAUACUAUGCAGGUUUAGUGCUUCACAUGGGCCAUGGCAGGCUUCAUUAUCAAUAUAGUUACUGUACACUAACUGGCCUCUUUAUUAGGUGCACCUGCACAGUCAAUUGAGAUCCAAUACAAUACCAAUACAUUGGAACCUCGAUAAAACGUACCCCGAUAUAACUGAUAUCGGAUAAAACGGACCAUCGGCACUGAACAAGGCGUCCAAAAAUAGUUUCCAUUUGUCACUUAAAAUGCCGUUGACAAAGUCUGGUAGUUCCAGAAUUGGCCGCUGUUGUUUACUGGCGCUGUGGUGUAAUGCAGGCAGAGAAUGGCGAGUGAUGUAUUUCCGGGUCAAGGCUAUACUAAUUAUACUCGAUCCUCCUGUUGUUGAGGGUGGGGCAUUGACGUUGUGGCCAUGUGACAAUGGUAAAGCUAUUGUCCAUUGUACAUACAGUAGAGCAGAGAGAGAGAGCAUCAUGGCUGCAGCGUUAACUGUGAGAAGUACAAGACACAUCUUUGGAGUCUGGAACAAGCUAUUUUUGGUACAGUAACAGUUUCUUUUAAAUAUUUUUUUUGUCAAGCCGUUUGCUUUUGCAAAUGGAAUUAGGAAGCACACAAAUUCCCCGCGGCUCAUGAAAGCGACUCGCCUAUGAUGAGUACUGUAUGUCAACAAUGUCACCAUGACGAAGCACACCGGAAUGGUAAGUUUGGAUAAAAUUUGAAACUUUCAAACAUUUUAAAGCUUUUUUACAAAUAUUUGUUUACAAUAACGUUGUACUGUACUUGAUGUUUUAGGCCACACAAAAAAAUCUACAAAACAACAAUUUUGUACUGUACAGUAAUAUGCAUGGAUAUGGCCAUAAAAUAAGUGCUUCAAUGUAACGGACAAUCGGCUAUAUCGGACGAUCCCCUCCCCUAUUACUCCGCUCUAUCAAGGUUCCACUGUAUAUUAAAAGAACGGGCCAUGCAUGUAUUACUUAACAAACAUCAUGUAUACCUACUGCCAUACUAACAAGCAUAAUUCUUAUAAUCACUGCAUAUGUUUUUAACCUCAUGAGUAUAUUGGUUCUUAGCUUGCAUGAUAUUGAAAUACAUUACUUACCACAAGCAUUUUAUUUUUAAUCACUACUUGGGUGCCUUAUUUACCUAGUUACAAAUGGGAUGAUCAAAUGCUUGUAAUUUCAUUUUCCAUUUACCUUUUAGCGUAUAUGAUGGUACUAAAAUAAAUUUCUUUUUUUUUAUUAGAUUGCUUUGCUAAUGGAUUUAUUGCAGGCUAAUGUUUUUUGGAAUGCUAAAGGAUUCCUUUUGUUUUAUAAAAAUAUUUUUGGAACUCA